Pseudopodoces humilis (Tibetan ground-tit) is the source of this 1647-nucleotide messenger RNA. It is a transcript of the gene PACC1, whose product is annotated as proton activated chloride channel 1. Gene Ontology annotation, cellular component: cell surface. NCBI's taxonomy places the organism in Eukaryota, Metazoa, Chordata, Aves, Passeriformes, Paridae. The record is from RefSeq and is a predicted model, not a curated record.
AAGCCGGAGGUGUCCGCAUCCUACCAGGAGAAAUUCCAACAAUUGCAAGUUGAGAGCAUGUUUGGAAAUUGAACCACUGUUUUAACUACACAGCUGAGUGAAGAUGUGGAGCGAGUAUCUGAAAAUCCAACAGAGGAGAGAGAAGGAGAUAUGGAAGUUCAUGAAGAUUCCAGCUCUGUUAUUUUACCAGAUGGUGAACUGGGUACCACUACCCCUUCUUUGCGUUUCAGCAAGACCUGCCUGAAGAAUGUUUUUUCAGUAAUUCUCCUGUUUAUUUAUCUGCUGCUCAUGGCUGUAGCUGUGUUCCUUGUCUACCAAACCAUCAGUGACUUCAGGGAGAAGCUCAAGCACCCAGUGAUGUCUGUCACUUACAAGGAAGUGUCCUUUUAUGAUGCACCUGGUAUUGCCUUUUACCCAGGCAGGGCUCGGCUGCUCAGCUGCAAACAUCAUUACUACGAUCACAUUCCACCUCUGAUAAAUCCAGGUCAGCCAGGAGACAUUGAAUGCACCACUCAGAGGAUCAACUACACAGAUCCUUUUACUAAUCAAACUAUGAAGUAUGCUUUGGUUGUUCAAGGCCCUCGUGAUGUGAAGAAAAGGGAACUGGUGUUUUUGCAGUUCCAUUUAAAUGAAACAGACCAAGAUUUUAGUGCCAUUGAUUACCUGCUGUUUUCAUCUUUCCAAGAGUUUGUCAGCAGUCCAGAAAAAGCAAAAUUCAUGAAGGACUGUGAAAGUUCAUACUCCAGCUGGAAGUUUUCUGCAGGCUUCCGAACUUGGGUCAAGAUGUCCUUGGUCAAGACAAAAGAAGAAGAUGGUAGUGAGACUGUUGAAUUCAAACAAGAGACCAGUGUGGUUAACUACAUUGACCAGAGAACUAAACCAAGGAGUGACCAGCUGUUCUUUGUGGUGUUUGAAUGGAAAGAUCCUUUCAUACAGACAGUUCAGGACAUUAUCACAGCAAAUCCCUGGAACAUGAUUGCUCUUCUUUGUGGUAUCUUUCUGGCCCUGUUUAAGGCAGCAGACUUUGCUAAGUUAAGUGUUAAGUGGAUGAUCAAAAUCCGGAGAAGGCAUCUGAAGAGGACUCGUCAAGUAACGAACCACAUAAGCUGAGACUAAGAUUGCCUUUUAACUGUUCAUAGCAGGAGGGAUAGAAAAUAACUGGAAUAAACUGCAAUCAGCAAUUAAAGCUGAAAACCAGGUACGUUUUCUUCCAGAGAGAUGCUGGCUAGAGAAACCACCUAGUGAACUGGCCUUGGAACAGCAGAAGGAGCUAACUCUAGGACAAGUCUAACAAACUCACACUUUUGUAGUCCAACUUUAACAAGUUUACCUCAAUAUAUGGAGGAAUCAGCGGGAAAGGAGGGAACUCACUAAUGUUCAGAAAGUCAUCACUGUUGUAAAUUGUGAAAAAGUGGACAGUGUUUGAAUGUUUCUCCAACAGACCCUUUAGUUUCUGCAUCAGCUGUGAGCUGCUCCCAUAGCACAGUCACUGCCUUGAUGGUGCUUAGUGGAAGGUAAAGUACUCUGGAAACAUCCUGGCCUUUCUUCUCCAAAGUAUGUUUUAAAACAAAAUACACUGGAAUUCUAUUACAUGUCAUCUUUAAAUCAAAACACAAUGACUUUAAUAUUAAAAUAUACUUCAAAUAA